Molecule: messenger RNA, 621 nt
Organism: Solanum verrucosum
Lineage: Eukaryota; Viridiplantae; Streptophyta; Magnoliopsida; Solanales; Solanaceae
Product: stress-response A/B barrel domain-containing protein HS1
Exons: 3
Coding region: 21-341 (106 amino acids)
Biological process (GO): pollen tube adhesion
Source: RefSeq, a predicted model, not a curated record
AGAAGAUUGAGAAAAUAGAAAUGGAGGGUGGUAAAGGAGGAGUGGUGAAGCACAUUUUGCUAGCAAAGUUCAAAGAUGGGAUCCCACCUGAACAAAUUGAUCAGCUCAUUAAGCAGUAUGCUAAUCUAGUCAAUCUUGUUGAACCCAUGAAGGCAUUUCAAUGGGGUAAGGAUGUGAGCAUAGAAAACCUUCACCAAGGUUUCACUCAUGUUUUUGAGUCGACGUUUGACAGUUUAGAAGGCGUUGCAGAGUAUGUAGCUCAUCCUGUUCAUGUUGAAUUUGCAAAUACAAUGCUUCCUCAGCUGGAGAAAGUCCUUAUCAUUGACUACAAACCACAGUAACUCAGUCCCUAAACUGGAUUCACGAAUUGAUGCACUAUAUCAGUUUUACUUUACUGUACUGAAAUCCAAUAAGAACACAAACUUUUCUAAAGGGUGUGUCUUGCUUGUUUGCAAUUAUUGUAUUCACUUCAUAGACGCUAAUGCGAGUAAAUUAUGGUCAGCUUGGGCUGUUUAAACUCGAGGAAGAAUGUUCUUCGUUCUUCGUUCUUCUCUUCCCAGGGAGAAUGAAUGAUGAACAACAUAUAAGUGCAUCAAUAAACUCAUAUUAGUGUUUCCAUUA